Thlaspi arvense is the source of this 1664-nucleotide messenger RNA. The record is from the annotation of a GenBank genome assembly. Lineage: Eukaryota; Viridiplantae; Streptophyta; Magnoliopsida; Brassicales; Brassicaceae.
CUCAAAUCAAGAAAAUGGAAAUGAUAUUAAUCUCUCUUUGCUUAACAACUCUCUUAGCAUUUUUCUUGCUAAAACGAAUCUUUAAUCGAACGGCCACCAACAAAGUUAACCUACCGCCGUCUCCAUGGCGGCUUCCAGUGAUCGGAAACCUCCACCAGCUGAGCCUUCACCCUCACCGCUCUCUCCGUUCCCUCAGCCUUCGUCAUGGGCCACUCAUGCUCCUUCACUUUGGCCGCGUCCCUGUCCUCAUAGUCUCAUCAGCCGACAUAGCUCAUGAAGUCAUGAAAACACACGAUCUUAAGUUUGCCAACCGUCCCAUUGGAAAAGCGACCAACACAAUUCUGAAAGGUGGGAGAGAUGUGGUCUUUUCCUCGUACGGAGAAUAUUGGAGGCAGAUGAAGGGUUUAUGCGUCCUCCAUCUCCUGGGAAAUAAAAUGGUCAGGUCUUUUGAAAAGUUACGAGAAGAACAGAUAAAUAUAAUGAUGGAGAAAGUCGAGAAAGCGAGUUCUUCUUCUUCAUCUAUAAAUCUGAGUAAGACCAUCUUUACUCUUACAAACACUGUGGUAAGUAGAGUUUCUUUGGGACGCCAAUAUAGCGGUGAAAAAAACACAGUGGAUGUCAAGAAGAUGGUUAGGGAACUGAUAGAUACUGUCAGUGUAUUCCCAUUGGCGGAUUACAUUCCGUAUUUGGCAUGGAUAGAUACAAUCCGGGGCUUAGAUCACAAAGCCGAGCAAGUACUCAAACCAUUAUUCGAUUUUUUGGAAAAUGUGGUGCAAGGACAUGAAGGUGAAGGUGAUGAUAAAGAGAAAUCUGAUUUGGUUGAUAUGUUGUUAUGGAUCCAAAAAGAGAAGCCAAAUGGAUUUGAGAUUGAUAGACAAGACAUCAGGCUCAUUAUUUUUGAUAUGCUUGUAGCAGGAGUAACAACAACUUCCGCACUCUUAGAGUGGACAAUGACUGAGCUUAUAAGACAUCCAGAAACUAUGAAGAAGCUACAAGAAGAUAUCCGAACACAUUCAAAGAGUAACUUUUACGUAUCGGAAGAAGAAAUUGAAAAUAUGAAAUACUUAAAGGCUGUGAUUAAAGAGGUUCUCCGGAUACAUCCACCCGCUCCAAUUUUGGUUCCUCGGCUAUUAAGCGAAGACGUCAAGUUAAAGGGAUAUGACAUUGCGGCUGGUACACAGGUGAUUAUCAAUGCAUGGGCGAUCCAACGAGAUACUGCAACAUGGGGACCUGAUGCUGAAGAGUUUAAACCAGAGAGACAUUUAGAUUCGACUUUGGAUUUUCAAGGACAGAAUUUCAUGUACAUUCCAUUCGGAUCAGGGAGAAGACUAUGUCCCGGAAUAGGGUUUACGAUGGCAUUGGUCGAGGUGACAUUGGCCAACUUAGUGAAUCGAUUCGACUGGGAAUUCGAAGUUAGAACAGUAGGAGAUGAUGAGCAAUACCAUCUAGCUGAAUCUACUGGUAUGGAAGUUUGCCGCAAGUUUCCUCUAAUUGCCUUGCCAUCUUCGCUUUGAUUCACUACUUAUGCAUUCUACAAUAAUUCGUGGCGUUUUUUCUUUCUUUCUUGAGUUGUAACAUUUGGGAUCUAAUGGAUUCUCUCUUGAUGUAACUAUGUUCUGUUAAUCUCGUUUUAUUCCUUCUAGUAAAAAUCUCUUGUUCCAAAC